UGUUGCCAGGCGACAUUUGUGACCGAGAUGAAGCGCGGCUACGACACGUUCCGGGAGUCGAAUGGCGGCAACGAGGACAGUGGUGGACGCCGCCCUUCCUCUGCCCGACGACUCGACGAGCCACUGGUCAACGAGAGCAUGCCAGCACCACCCCCACCCUGGGUGCGCAUCGCAUACCGCACGACACGCACAGACAGACACUCACACACAGGACCCACUCAUGUUCUUCUCUCUGAUGUUUGUUAUCGGUUCAGGUCCCUCCUGGUGGUGGCUUCUUCGCCAAUGGCCCGCCGAUGCCACCCGGCCCGCUCUUUUCUUCCUCUCCCGCACCCCAGGCCAACGGCAACGACAGCGGGUGGACGUACCAUCGCUACACGUCCGAGGAGGAGCUGAUGGCUGCCGUGGCUCACGUGCCGAUGUCGCCUCGCGAGGCGCGGGAGAUGGAGCGAGUGGAGCAACAGCUGAGGGCGAGGGGCAACCCGGACACGGUGGGCCGGAUGCAGGCCCCUGACGCCGAGAUGAGGGCACCGGAGCCGCCUGUCACGGUGAGGAAAGGGGAAGGCGGAACACCGACAUGCAUGCACAGGUCUAUUCGUUGCCUCUUCCCUGUGAUGGGAUGGUUCUCCUCUGUUCGGUCAGCUCAACCUCCUGAAGCACUGGAGGCACCGGCUCGGUCAGCAGGCGCCCACCAAGACCGACCAACAAUCAGGCCCGGACAUCUCCGUCCACCGCCCACUCCAGACCGACGCGCAACUCGGAGCCGCCGCAGCGGCUGCGGCCGGCUCCAUCGACCAGCAAGACGUCCAGACUGAUGCUAUGCCGGCCGAGCAGCGCUGGUGGCUCAAGCAGCAGAGCACCAUGACGCCCCUCGGGGGGGCUGGGAGCAGGAGUGCCUCCAUCCAGACGGCGCCGGCCAGGACCGUGGACGUGGGAAUGGGGUUCCCUGCAUCGAGGGACCCUGAUGCUUUUGUAGCGGCUGAGGUGCAGACAGAAGGGACGGGAGAGGGAGAAGGGGGGGCGAGGGGAGGUGGUGGUGACGAGCUGAGGGGCCUCAGCGCCGAUCAGCAGAGGCGUCUGCAGGAGUGGGUUCGGGAUUCGCUGCGUGGAGCGGUGUAAGCGAAGCGAAGCGGGGAGAAAAAGGAGAGAGGGAUGAUGGUUUGGUUUGCAUGACAUGGGACGGGACGCAUAUACUUGUGCUUUCCUUCCUGCUAUGUGGCAUUCAUUGAUGAUGUGUGCAGGGUGAGUGAGGAGAUCCGGGGCAUCUUGGCGUCCCUCGACACGUUUGUGGGCAUGCUGGUCACCGACCCACGUUUGUCAGCUGCAGCUGCUGAUGUGCUCAACUUUGCCCUGCCUGACGUCACGCCGCCCCAAGAGGUAAAUGAACCUAGACACAACACACCCGUCCAUGCCAUUUCUGCAUCUCGUGCUCUCUUCUUUGUUUCGUUCUACUUGCGCAGCCUCCCCCAAUGGCGAUGGCAGCAGAAGAGCAGCGCCAUCCACAGCCAACCCCACCCACACAGCUGCACCCGCCCGCUGCGCCCGUGGCACCAUCUGGCGCUCCAUCGGCUGGCCGUGGUGCCCAGGAGGAGGACGUGGUCAUGGCUGCUGUCCCCGAGCAGGACGUGGUCAUGCCGCCCGCACCUGCUGCUGCUGCGGUGGUGGUUGGGCAAGGAGGGGCGAGGGAUGGCGUUCCGCAAGUGAACCAGGUGGGUGUGAGCGAGAGCAAUGAAGGAGACAUCAUGUGAAUAAUGUGUCCUUCUGCCGUUCAUUCAUUCAUUCAGGGUCCGCGUAAUGGAGGUUUGAAUGGCGGCGCAUCGAGGCCGCCGGUGUCUGCCUCUGUGUCUGGCGAGACCUCCAUGGCUGCCAACGGACUUUCGGGCAUGGGCAUGCAUCUAGUGUCAGGGCUGCAGCCCAACGAAGAGGUGAGCAAGGGCACGGACAAAGGACAAUGGAAUGAAUCCAUGUGAAUGUGCCCACUCUGUCCCCGUCCGUGUGUGCAGAGGUGUGACGAGGAGGAAUCGGACCAAGUGGACAGCGCAGAGGAGGAGGAAGAAGAGGAGGAAGAAGAAGGACCGGCACAAGGUACAUGCGUCAUACACACGCACCCACUCCACCCACACAUCCGCCGUGGAUGUGAUGUGCCCGUCCACUUGUGUGUGUGUCCUCAGGCUUGUCUGGCCUACUCAGGCGUCAGCAGCCUGCAGUCCCGCCUGCUGUGGCCGCCCCCGCCCCCGCCGCUGCCUUCGGGCAGGGCCAGCCCUCUCCCAGCGAGUCAGUCGACGAGGACGAGGACGAUGUCGAAGACGACUUCGAUGACGAGGAGGACGGCUACAUCGAUGAGGAGGAUGAGGACGACGACGAAUAUGAUCGCCUGGCGGGCAGCAGUGCCGACAACGCCAUAGACCUCGAGGACGACGAUGAGGAAGAGGACGGGAAUAACGGGCAGGUCGGGAACGGGCAGGGCCACCACAACGAUGACGCGCCUGCCAACUGAGGGACCGAACGAGGGGGCAUGGGCAGGAGGGUAUGGAUGGAUGGGUGCAUGUGAGAUGGUCGUGUGUGAGAGAGCAGUUUAAGCGUGGACCGGACAGGGUGAGUGCCAUUUGACUGGGUGUCUGCUGCUGCGCGGCAGCGCGGCGUGUGAUGUGUGUGGUGCAAGUCCAUCUGUGUGUUUGGCGCCGUGUUUGCCGCGUUUUUCCUGCCUGACUGCCUGGAUGGUGCUUUGUCGACAUUCCUGUCGAUUGAGUGGUGCGCUCAUUCUUCGCGCCUGGUGGCAAGGGUGAGGGGAUCUGUCCAGUUCCCUCAGUCUGACCACCAUGCCCGAGGACACAGCCGCUGACAGUCGACACACACACACACACACACGAGGCCGGACAAUGAAGAGGGAUCUCUUUAGCCAAAGAAUGGAGGACGUUGCUGACGUGCACUGCAGCACUGCAAUGGGCAACCGCCUUGAACUACUGCUCGCCAGCUGAGGCUCUGCGGGCAUCCGUAAAAUCAGACAGGAUGGGACAAACAGAGAGAGGGAGACACUGCAUGACAAGC
Vitrella brassicaformis is the source of this 3045-nucleotide messenger RNA. The record is from the annotation of a GenBank genome assembly. Lineage: Eukaryota; Vitrellaceae.